Andrographis paniculata is the source of this 2645-nucleotide messenger RNA. RefSeq names its product D-xylose-proton symporter-like 3, chloroplastic. The transcript is spliced from 15 exons. Gene Ontology annotation, molecular function: transmembrane transporter activity. The coding region runs from base 140 to 1786 and encodes 548 amino acids. The record is from RefSeq and is a predicted model, not a curated record. Lineage: Eukaryota; Viridiplantae; Streptophyta; Magnoliopsida; Lamiales; Acanthaceae. Gene Ontology annotation, biological process: transmembrane transport. Gene Ontology annotation, cellular component: membrane.
ACAGGGAAGCUUUUCUCGCUCGCCCUCCCCUCCCCACCCCAACCCCAACAAUCGAAUCAAUCCAUUCAUUUGUUUAACCUUAUAUAUAUAUAUAUAUAUAUACAUAUUUAAUCUUUAUUGAAUUGUGCGGGGGCAAAGCAUGGCUCUAAUUUGGGCGUCAUCGCCAUUGUUGAAUUUGAAUCCCAAGCUCACUAAAACAAGACACCCACGAGCUCAUUUCUGCUCCUCCGCCAAAAAGCUGAUUCUUCCCACCCGCUCAUCUUCGCUAGGGUUUAGAAUGCCUCCGCUGCGGCUUGCUGCUUCCAAGACCAAAUUGAUAAAGGUUCAAGCUUCUCCGGAGGAAGCUCAAUCGUUCAGCAAUGGAAGAAGUACAGAUCAGGAGGCUUUUGCGUGGUCUUCUGUUAUCUUACCAUUUUUGUUUCCUGCUUUGGGUGGUUUGCUAUUCGGCUAUGACAUUGGCGCAACAUCCGGAGCUACCAUUUCGUUGCAGUCUCCAGAGCUCAGCGGUACAAACUGGUUCAAUCUUUCAUCUGUUCAGCUCGGUUUAGUGGUCAGUGGCUCGCUAUAUGGAGCUCUUCUUGGUUCGCUCAUCGUCUUUCCCCUUGCUGAUUUCCUCGGGAGGAGGAGAGAACUCAUUAUUGCGUCGCUUUUGUAUUUGAUCGGUGGCUUGUUGACGGCCUAUGCUCCCGGCCUCGAAGUUCUUCUGAUCGCGCGUCUUCUGUACGGUCUUGGCAUUGGCGUGGCAAUGCACGGAGCACCACUUUACAUAGCCGAAACAUGUCCUUCUCAAAUUCGAGGAACUUUGAUAUCUUUAAAGGAGCUCUUCAUAGUUCUUGGAAUAUUGUUGGGUUAUUUCGUCGGUAGCUUCGAAAUCAAUACUGUUGGUGGGUGGCGCUACAUGUUCGGUUUCAGCGCCCCGAUCGCGUUACUUAUGGGAUUAGGCAUGUCGAGCCUCCCGUCGUCUCCUCGAUGGUUACUUCUCAGGAUCGUUCAAGGUAAAGCACAGCUACAAGAAUACAAAGACAAGGCCGUUCAAGCGUUGAGAAAACUACGAGGUGGAUCCGUUGAUGCCAAGUCAUCCGAGAAGCAGAUCGAAGAAACGCUCAACUCCCUGAAAGCUACGUACGCUGAUCAGGACUCUGAAGGAAGUUUUCUCGAGGUUUUUCAAGGGCCAAAUCUGAAAGCGUUCGUAAUUGGAGGAGGAUUGGUCUUGUUUCAACAGAUCACGGGACAACCGAGUGUUCUGUACUAUGCUGGCCCAAUCCUUCAGAGCGCUGGAUUCGCUGCUGCUGCUGAUGCUACAAAGCUUUCGGUUGUCAUUGGCAUAUUUAAGUUACUCAUGACUGGAGUAGCCGUUCUAAAGGUCGAUGAUCUUGGUAGAAGACCUCUGCUUAUCGGUGGCGUCGCUGGUCUUGCCUUCUCUCUUCUGCUGCUUUCCGCGUACUACAAAUUCCUCGGGCAAUUUCCGUUCGUCGCUGUCGCUUCCUUACUGCUUUACGUCGGUUGCUAUCAGAUAUCGUUCGGACCCAUUAGUUGGCUCAUGGUGUCGGAGAUAUUCCCUCUUCGAACGCGAGGAAAAGGCAUCAGUCUUGCCGUGCUCACUAAUUUUGGAUCCAAUGCCAUCGUAACGUUUGCUUUCUCACCAUUGAAGGAGUUGCUUGGCGCGGAGAAUCUUUUCCUUCUAUUCGGAGCCAUUGCUUUGCUCGCGCUCACGUUUGUUAUAGCGAUUGUUCCCGAAACCAAAGGCUUGAGCUUGGAAGAAAUCGAAUCGAAGAUCUUGAAGUGAAGACUCGAGGUCAUAUGAUAAUCGAGUAGGUAAUGGCGCGAAGAUGGUGAUCCAAAAUUCUUGGAGACGGAGAAAACAAUGAAUUUUACGUCGUAUAUAUCUUGUGUUGCUUUCGAACCUUCAGUUAGUCUGCAGUAUCUUCCCGUGGUUUUGCUCUUCGACAGCUGCACAAAGAUUCGAUCUCAACUUCAGACGAACACUGGAGAAAGAACUGAUGGUCGAUAAAAGUAACGGUAAGAAGUCUUACCUUCUUCGAUUGUGUCUGAAAAUGUUAUGAGAGGCGCGGAGUUGGCAUUCGGCGCAUAGUGAUUCUGUUGUCGAGAGAUCGAUAUAUUUUCCGAGGCUGGUAAAGUCGUCGUCGACGACGACAAGUUCUCUGCAGGUGCAUCCUUUGCUAAGGCGUCCAACGACUCCUGACUGCCGAACACCGAGUACACAGCCUCUUUAACCAUGCCGACCACGCUGGUUUCCCCGGUCGUUAUCGUAGGGCUCGCGGCGUCCUUGAGUGCGUCGGAAACGGCGCUUUCGUACCUCGUAUGCUGACUCCCGACUCCGUGUGGGUUUUGCGCCGCAUUUCGAGUUUGCGUGGGCGAGAUCGCCGGGCGUUCUAGUUCAGGAGUUUUAACGUCGAGAUUUGUGAUCGAAGAUGCAAUCUUCUGGGUCGUGCCCGACGACAAAGCUUCGUCAAGCGUCGUUUUGUUUUCGCUCGGCAUUUUGUGGCUCUCGGGCACGACGGGCUCGGCUCGCGGGUGUUGCCUAGCGUGCUCUUUUAAGUUUUCGGGCGCUGCUUCUGACUCGUACACUGAAUGAAAAUGCAGAGAAAUUUUUGAUUAUAUCGAGUGAUUUAAAAAGAUCACUU